AACUAAAUAAGUCAUACUCCGUUGAACAUAUUUGAAAGAGAGAGAGAGGAGUAGAAAUUGGUGAAUUGAGAAAAUGUAAAUAAAGAAAAUAAUAGGAGCCCUGAUUUUGUUUUUCCAUAUCCAUUACUAUCAGUUGCGCUGCUACUUCUUAUUUGUCUCUUUUCUUCUUCAUUUUCACUUAUAAUAUAGAUAUAGAUUCGCUCUUCUUCCUUAACUAAUCCUAGUCUGCAGCAUUAACCGCCGUUGGAUUCGAUUCCGGCAUGGCGGGAGUUUCCGGUUUCAAAUGCCCCUGCUUCCGGCCGCUGUCUUCCUCACUCUCCUACAGUUCCAGCCGUUUUCCUGCGCCGCAGCUCAGGAUUCCGCGCCGUCUCUCCACAUUCCCCAGAAUUUACGCAUUGACGAGCAACGAUAUUAAAGUCGGCCUCAACAUUGAAGUGGAUGGGAAUCCGUGGAAGGUUAUUGAGUUCCUCCAUGUUAAACCUGGAAAGGGGGCAGCAUUUGUAAGGACCACAUUGCGAAAUUAUGUGACUGGAAAUCAAGUUGAAAAAACUUUCAGAGCUGGAAGUAAGAUAGAAGAGGCUGACAUAUCCAAAGAGACCAAGCAAUACACUUACAAAGAUGGUGCUCAGUAUGUUUUCAUGGAUUUGAAUACAUAUGAAGAAGCCCGUCUGAAUGCGGUAGAUGUUGGAGAUAAAGACAAGUGGUUGAAAGAAGGCAUGGACUGCAAUUUGUUAUUCUGGAACGGGAAGGUCAUUGAUUUUGAACUCCCCAUAACUGUGAAGUUGAAAGUUACUGAAGUUGAUCCCGGUUUAAAGGGCGACACAGCUCAAGGAGGAUCAAAGCCUGCCACUGUUGAAACUGGUGCUGUGGUAUCGGUUCCAUUGUUCGUAAACACCGGUGAUACGAUUCUCAUAGACACCAGAACUGGGCAGUACAUGAGUCGUGCAUAGCCUGCUUUCAUCAUUUUUGGGAGGCUUCCAUGGUUUUGAAAACCGGCUGACGUCGAAUUUGAAGAGUACUCAGUAGCAACAAGAUUUUGGCUAUUCUUAUCUAUAAGAGAAACACCCCAGGCAGAAUUAUAUAAGUAUCAUUUGUAAUGGAAACCAGAAGUAGGUCACAAUUUGUAGAAUCAAAUAAUUUCAUUAUUGUAUACAUUAGAAGAUGUUUAUUCCA
Salvia miltiorrhiza (redroot sage) is the source of this 1173-nucleotide messenger RNA. RefSeq lists its product as uncharacterized. Bases 261 to 950 code for a protein of 229 amino acids. Gene Ontology annotation, molecular function: translation elongation factor activity. Gene Ontology annotation, cellular component: cytoplasm. The transcript has 7 exons. Gene Ontology annotation, biological process: peptide biosynthetic process; translational elongation. The record is from RefSeq and is a predicted model, not a curated record. NCBI's taxonomy places the organism in Eukaryota, Viridiplantae, Streptophyta, Magnoliopsida, Lamiales, Lamiaceae.